Molecule: messenger RNA, 702 nt
Organism: Caenorhabditis elegans
Lineage: Eukaryota; Metazoa; Nematoda; Chromadorea; Rhabditida; Rhabditidae
Source: the annotation of a RefSeq genome assembly
CGAAUUGGUCUUGGUAUUGUUGUUAUUUCAUUUCUGGUUGCGACUUAUACUCUUCAUAUUCUACAACAAACAUUUCAUGUGAUAUUGUUUUUAUUGUCAAUUUUGAAUUAUCUCAAAUACCGAUUUCCACUCCGAUUCUCAUACUCUCAGCAAUCUUUACACAAAUAUGUUCGAGAUUUCAAUGUGGUUUUUAUGUCGAAAGAUGUCUUGUCUGUUUUAAUACAUAUAACCCAUGGUUUUACAUACUUUAGCGAGGGGAAUCUGCAAGUUUAUUCUAUUUGCUAUUUGGUAUUGUUUUUAUUUUUAAACAUUGCAAUUUCUUUGCUCACUCCAUUUAUCUAUAUUCCUAUCAUAUUGGAUAUGAGAAAAAAUAGCCGGCAACAUUCUCAGCAGCAUGUGUACCUACAUAACUACAUUUUCUUUCAGUGCAGUUUGGUUUUCCUAGUCAAAUCGGCAACUUUACCAUUUUUCUUUUCACAAGCAAACUUCGACUUCGCAGUGGGAUUCCUAUUACAAAUGUCGAUUGCUGAUGUUGUGACUACACCUCUGAUUAUUCAACUUUCGUAUUUGAGCUGUAACUUGCGUGAAGUACAUAGACUGUAUUCGGAAUUUGAUUUUCGAAAAUUUGUGAAAGUUGUAUUUUGUAAAAUGGAUAAUUCGGUGCAUCCCAAUACGGUUUCUAUUGCAUUUUCAAUUACUUGA